This is a messenger RNA of Colossoma macropomum (tambaqui), 3585 nucleotides long. RefSeq names its product protein tyrosine phosphatase receptor type R (gene ptprr). Gene Ontology annotation, biological process: protein dephosphorylation. The record is from RefSeq and is a predicted model, not a curated record. NCBI's taxonomy places the organism in Eukaryota, Metazoa, Chordata, Actinopteri, Characiformes, Serrasalmidae. Gene Ontology annotation, molecular function: protein tyrosine phosphatase activity. The coding region runs from base 221 to 2290 and encodes 689 amino acids. The transcript is spliced from 14 exons.
UGACCGUAUCUGUGAUACAGCGGCGUGGACGCGAGACCCUCCGCCACAUCGGUUGUGGAUUUCAGGUUUCAGUCAACAUUAUAAGCGGUGUAGAAGCCUGAAUAGAAGCGUGCAUUUUCCCGUUGCUGAGGUCAAGCGCGAUAAAAAAGGCGUGUCUCAGUACAUCCUCAGCGUAGACUGCCAAACGCUCGUUUCGAUGGUGUGGUGAGUGCACGAGGACAUGAAUGGACAAAACGGCAUCUGCGUCCUCCUUUCUUUCCUGCUUAGAGUGCACACUGCAGGAGGCUUCUCAGGGGAUGCUGAGAGGUAUCGGUCACGGCAGUAUGGCCAUAUGGUGCCAGUCGCUCCUGUGUAUCGACACGUGGACUCUCAGGGCCGGGAGCAUGCACUGAAAUUUAACAGUGCAUCUCUUCGUGCCCAGUCUCGUGCCCAUAUAGCCAAGCUAAUGCCCUCCGCACUCCUCGAGUCACGUUUCCGGCAGGUACCACAUGAUCGCUCAGGUGUCAGCUUCCUAGCCAGGACCGACCAUGAGGUUCAUGUGGAGAACACACCUCUAUCAGCCAGUCAUAUCGUCACCAUGGCUCUGCAGGUGGAUGUACGGCGUUUAAAUGUAACUCUUCUGCGUUCAUUUCGUGAGGGUGUGGCCGCUGCACUGGACAUUUCACCCAAACAAGUGCACAUCAACCGCCUAAAUGAGCAGAAGAAUGGCAUCGAGCUGUAUGUGUCAUCUGACAGAAUGGGGACAUCUGAGCCUGUGUCUUCAGAGGAAGUGAUACGCUCACUCAACAUCAACACACUCCACCGUAGCCUCAGACCCUUUGGCAUCACUGAGAUCUCCUCUGAGAAGAAUGUGCUUCAUGGGCAGCAUGAGCGGGACAACGUGUGGAGCAAAGAGGGCUUCUACGCCGUGGUCAUCUUCCUCACCGUCUUCAUCAUCAUUGUCACCUGUUUAAUGGUGCUUUAUCGUCUGAAAGAGAAGGUUGAGUAUUCAGACCGGCAGCUGAAGGGGCCAAGUGUGCCUGGUCGGGACGUUCACUUGGCACCGAUUGCAGUGUAUGGAGCUCAGCCGCCCCUGAGCCUGACCAGCAGCAUGGUGCAGGCCGCUCCAGCCCCCAAGCCUGCCUGCACCACAGUUACCCUUGCCACCCCUGACACGACCCCCAGCCAUAACUCUAGCAACCCAGCCACACACACUAACACCACAGUCUCUGUCCCCCAGCCACACAGCCCACCCUGCCCUGCCGUGACUGACGUCAAACCUUGCCUGUCCUCCAGCCCUUCUCCUUUCAAGAUGAAGCCCGCCGCUGGCCUGCAGGAGAGGCGAGGUUCUAAUGUUUCUCUGGUGUUGGAUAUGAGCGCUUUGGGCUCUGUGGAGCCUCUGAAUUGUGGAGUGGUGACUCCUCGGGAAAGGGCAGCCCAGGAGUACCUGCAGUCGGCUGGCCGAACCCUGUCACGCCAGCAGCUCCGAGAUGUCACAAUCAACACACAGGCUCUUCAUGCUGAGUUUGCUGAAAUUCCAAUGAACUUUGUGGAUCCAAAGGACCUGGACAUUCCCAGUCAUGGAACCAAGAACAGAUACAAGACCAUUUUGCCAAAUCCACAUUCUAGAGUUUUUCUGAAGAGCAAGAAUAGCUGCGAUCCUCUCAGCAGUUACAUCAAUGCCAACUACAUACGAGGUUAUCCAGGAGACGAGAAGGCUUACAUUGCCACACAAGGUCCCAUGAUCAACACAGUAAAUGACUUCUGGCAGAUGGCCUGGCAAGAGGACUCGCCUGUCAUCGUCAUGAUCACCAAACUGAAAGAGAAGAAUGAGAAGUGUGUUUUAUACUGGCCUGAGAAAAGAGGGAUUUAUGGGAAAGUGGAGGUCCUUGUAAGCAGUGUGAGGGAGUGUGAUCACUACACUGUCCGCACCCUUACACUCAAACAAGGUGGCCAGAGUCGUAAAGUCCACCACUACUGGUAUACAUCAUGGCCGGAUCAUAAAACCCCAGACAGUGCAGGGCCGCUGCUGCAGCUCAUGACCGAUGUAGAGGAAACCAGAGAAGCUUCUGCGUCUCAUGGCCCAGUCAUCGUUCACUGCAGUGCUGGAAUUGGGCGGACAGGGUGUUUCAUUGCUACAACAAUAGGUUGUCGUCAGCUGCGGCUGGAAGGAGUGGUGGAUGUUUUGAGCAUCGUCUGCCAGCUGAGAGUAGACAGGGGUGGAAUGAUCCAAACCGGAGAGCAGUAUGAAUUUGUCCACCAUGCCUUGAGUCUCUAUGAGAGCCGCCUGUCAGCAGAUGCUGGCCAAUAAACACAAACGGAGGAGAGAAGGCGGUGGUACGAGAUUUUUACUCAUUUUUUACCAGGAAGAAUAAUCUUUCAAGGGUCAAAGAGUUCUCUGUUUUGCCACAAGGCAUGUCACUCAAACCAGGAGAUGUUCUAGCAGAUGCAGAUCUCGAUGAAGCUGUGCUAUGACAUGAGGCUUCCGGUGAUCGUACGUCUCAAGAUGCUCAAAAGACUUCUCAGCAAACGUGAUGUGUUCUUGUAUUCUUUUCUCUGACUUUGAGGAGCAUCGUUUGCCUCUAAAGACCUUUGUGUCCUGCUCUGUCCACCUCAAAUGAAGUCACUCUACCUGAAUACUCACCCUUGAAAUUUUGCCCUGUCCACUUCAUGGCUGAUGGUACUAGUUUUUCAUUUCAAAGGUCUGUAGUGAUCAUUAACACUUCUUUAAAAAAGUUUCUGUGCACAACAUAUUGGAAGACUGUUAAAUGCAUCACCUGGAGUCAUUUAUGAGUGAUAUGUCUCAUCAGUUGCCAUUAUACCUUAGGGAAUAAUUUAGGAUGUCAGUGGAGACACUAGUUAAUAAACAACAACAAACAUUUGCCUAAAAGUUCAACAUGAAUUUUAAAAUCAAAGUCAGGCAUCGCCACAAAGGCAGUGGAAGUGCAGUUUUGUCUGCUUAAUAAACACCAAAGCUUUUUAGUUUAAGGUUUUGUCCAAGCCAAAUGCACAAAAAGUCAAUAACAAGAUAACAUAAUGUUUAAUAUGUGACUAUCAUGUUUACUGACCACAAUAGACAGACCAGCUAUGACAACUCCUGUAUUGUUUUCUUACCCAUUUGUAAAAUAAGGUACUAUAAUGUCAGUGGUGCAGUAUGAAUUAUACAGAAUUGUACUUUGUAUAUCAGAGUUUGAAUCAUAUAUAUGUAAAUGUAAUGCUAAUAAUGAUAAUGUUAUUUUUAUACAAUCUGAUUUAAAUAACAGUUUGAUAUUUUUACAUCUGAGUUAGCAGUGAAGUUCAUCAUGGUUACAUUUCCUUAACCCUGAACACUUCGUGAUUUUAUUUUAAUGUAUUAUUUACGGCAUAAAAGACUUAGACACAGAAAUGUUAUUAAGAUAGCGAUAACCUUUGGUCCUCUUCAGUCUGUAAAAUGUCCAAAUGUUGACUUAACAUGACCAGUAUUCAUUCUCAAACCUGUGGAAAAACAGCAGGGAAAUUCCAUGUCCCAUCAUCACGUGUUACAAGAUUCACUCAAAGAGCUACAAGUUGCUGUUUCAGCUGUUUCUGUGAAAAGAUGCAAAGUAACUAUUAAAUGUAUAAAACUGG